AAAUUUACUAAUUUUAUUGCAGUGCAUCAAUUACUGAAAAUUCCUAAUGUUUUCUUUCUCUUCUCUCCUGCAGCUCCCUGCUCAGGCAACACUUACUUCUGCCAUAGCAACAUGUGCAUCAAUACUUCUUUAGUGUGCAAUGGCAUUCAGAACUGUGCAUACCCUUGGGAUGAAAAUCACUGCAGAGAAAAGAAAAUAACUGGAUUGUUUGAACAAAUCACCAAAACUCAUGGAACAAUCAUUGCCAUCACAUCAGGGAUAGUUUUAGUACUUCUCAUCAUUUCAAUUCUAGUACAAGUAAAGCAACCUCGCAAAAAGCUUAUGGCUUGCAAGACUUCUUUCAAUAAAGCUGGCUUCCAGGAAGUAUUUGAUCCUCCACAUUAUGGACUAUUUUCAUUAAGGGACAAAGAAAUUUCUGCAGAUCUGGAAGAUUUAUCAGAGGAACUUGAAAACUACCAGAAAAUGAGACGCCCUUCAACAGCUUCCAGAUGCAUUCGUGACCACCACUGUGGUUCCCAGGCCUCUAAUGCCAAACAAAGCAGGACAAACCUCAGCUCCAUGGAACUUCCCUUCUGCAAUGACUUUGCACAGCCUCAGCCAAUGAAAACAUUUAACAGCACAUUCAGGAAUAGUUACACUUUCAAACAAGUGCAUGACUGCCCUGAACAAGUCAUAGAAGACAGGGUGAUGGAGGAGAUUCCGUGUGAAAUUUAUGUUCGAAGAAGAGAAGAUAUGACACAAGGUUCAUUAUCUAUUGACUUUUGAUUUCCUAGUGAAGGUGGUAUCAGUGUCUAUACAAGAUGCUUGUGUAUAAUGCCUGAAUAUAUUCAAAGUGUAUUAUAUGCAGCGUGAGAUGCACACACUUUUAGCUUGUUAUACUUCAUUUAAAAAAAAAGUCUGCCUAACUAAUUCUUGCUGAGAAAUGGUGGAUUUCCUCCCAUCUUCCCAAGCUACCUACCUAGUGGAGGAGUAAGACAGAGACUUUGCAUGAAUAUUAUAAGUAAAGGAUAUUGGAAGAAAAAAACAGCUACUAAUCACUUAAGACCGAAACCAAUGAUACUAUUCUCUUACUCAUAUCAUUUUCUCUUCUUUAGAUGCCUGCAUUUCAAGACAAUUUUAAUACCUCAGUUAGUUACAUAAAUAAAAGUGCACCGCAUGUAUGUCAA
Molecule: messenger RNA, 1166 nt
Organism: Pezoporus flaviventris
Lineage: Eukaryota; Metazoa; Chordata; Aves; Psittaciformes; Psittacidae
Product: neuropilin and tolloid-like protein 2
Exons: 2
Coding region: 112-765 (217 amino acids)
Molecular function (GO): protein binding
Source: RefSeq, a predicted model, not a curated record